This is a messenger RNA of Prorocentrum cordatum, 1188 nucleotides long. NCBI's taxonomy places the organism in Eukaryota, Dinophyceae, Prorocentrales, Prorocentraceae. The record is from the annotation of a GenBank genome assembly.
AUGGUAGAACCACCCGAUGUACCGCGUUGCCCACUGGGGCAGUUUCAGUUGCCAGAGAAGUACGUUGGGCAUCCCGGCGGCCAAUAUCAUAUCUCCGAAGCGUACGCAUCAGACUCUGCAGCCAUUAUGUUCUUGUCCUACCAUUCUGCAGUCGACAUGAAGAAGGUGGCAGCCAAGGCAAGGGUAUUGGGAAUAGACAUGCCAGAGUGUGGAAGCGGAUUCGACGACGUGUGCAGCGCAAUUCGGCAGGUCCAGGCCGAACAUCCCCGGCAGCGUUUGGUUUUCAGUGUGUGGUGCUUCGCAGUGAGCGUGGCUCUUGUAGUCGUCACCGGUUUGUGGAUACGCCGCCCAACGUUCGGCCUGGCGGUGGCGGUUGGUCUUGCCUUCGAGAUAUACUUCUUCAAUGUGUUUCACGUGCGGCACCAUUUGGGAGGCAGGCUUUUCAAGCAUGACCUCCUCGACGACAUGUUCGACCCUUUGUACACGUUUCUUGAUUAUGUUUAUGGUUACAGGCCACCAGCAUGGCACAUCAACCAUCACACCCGGCAUCACAUACAUACCAACACGGACAAGGAUCCCGACGUCCCUGGUUCUUACCCAGGCAUGCGCGCCAGCGAAGACCAACCGUUGCAGUGGUUUCACAAAUAUCAAACUUUUUACGUUCCGCUGGCGUUACCUUUUGUAAUACCCAUGCUGCCCUUUUACAAUGUCCUCGCGUCGGGUGGCAGCAUCGCGGCUUUGAUGGCAUGGCUAGGAACUUGGUGGGCGAUGUUCUAUUUGCACGGAUGGUACGGCAUUGGUCAGUAUUGUUUUAUGUACGGCGUUGCAAGUGUUUCGAUUACAUACAAGUUUCUCGUCUCCCACGUCCACCCUGCUCUCGGAUUUGCGCACAGCGAUCCGCCUGGGGCACAGACAAUGGAUGUGUGGAUGCGGCAACAGAUUGAGGAGUCGAUGACGUGGGGAGGGUAUGUGGGCAGCUUCCUCUUCGGUGGCAUAAACACCCAGAUUGAGCACCACAUCAGCCCUGCACUCGUGCCCACAUUUCAUCCUUUCUUGCGGCCACAUCUGCAACGCAUCUGCGAGAAGCAUGGCAUCAACUACACCUAUGAGCCGACCAUGAUGCACGCCGUGUGGCAAUUUCACAAGCACUUGUGGGCUUUGGGUCAAAGAUCCUCUCCCAGGCCGUGA